Molecule: messenger RNA, 1497 nt
Organism: Zerene cesonia (dogface butterfly)
Lineage: Eukaryota; Metazoa; Arthropoda; Insecta; Lepidoptera; Pieridae
Product: zinc finger protein 480-like
Exons: 2
Coding region: 8-1309 (433 amino acids)
Biological process (GO): regulation of transcription by RNA polymerase II
Cellular component (GO): nucleus
Molecular function (GO): DNA-binding transcription factor activity, RNA polymerase II-specific; zinc ion binding; RNA polymerase II transcription regulatory region sequence-specific DNA binding
Source: RefSeq, a predicted model, not a curated record
AAUAUUGAUGCAUUUACAUCGUAUACAAAUAUUUUUGUUUAUUUCAAUUAAAGUUUUAUUUUAUGUUAUAAUGGAAUCUUAUGAAAAUCUCUACAAUUCAAUUUGUCGCUUAUGCUUAAAAUAUAACAGAAGUGAUAACUUGGUGCCCUUAUUUGACAAAAGUAGUGGAAAUGUUAGUUAUUAUGGUAAGGCGGUAACAACCUUUGCCGCAAUUUUAUUAAAAAAGGGCGAUAGUUUGCCGCCUUCUAUGUGCAAAAAGUGUUUAUUAUUAUUAAAGCAGUGUAUCUACUUUAAAUUUACUUGUGAAUCAAAUGAUAAGCAGUUAGGAUUAUUAAAAAGCUUAAUGACAGACAAUUUAAUGCAAACAGUUGUAGAAUAUACAUUAUUCAAAUUAAACAAUUUAUUAAAUACCUCAGACGCAUGUAAUAUUCCUAAACAGACAAUAAAUAACACGGACAAUCACAUAAAUGAUUUAACAACAAUAGAAAGUAACAAUAUAAAAAAUGACAAUAAAAACUCUUUUGGCUGGUUAUAUGACGUUCAAAUUGAACAUUUAAAUAAUGCAACAACUAAAAUUAAGAAAAACAAAAGUGAGAAGACCCAUGAAAUAUUGGAAAGUUUGGACAAAAUUGUGUCGCCAAAUAAAAAACUUUGCUCAGAUAUUGUGACGGUGAAACCAAAGAGAAAACUCAAGAGGCGAUUGCGUUAUAGAUUUAUUAAAAAAGUAACAAAUAACAAGAGCUUAGAUCAAGAGACUUAUAUUUGUAAUAUUUGUAAUAAAAUAUUGGCAAACCAGAAAACAUAUGAAAAUCAUAUGCAGAGGCAUAAUGGAUGCAGAUAUAUCUGCGAGCACUGUGGCAAAGGUUUCCCAGUGCUAGCAGAGCUUCAAAUCCACCUUGUAGCCCGUCACGGCACCGGGCCAUACCUUCAGUGCCAGCACUGCCCGUUCAAAGCACCCAGAAAGUUUGACCUCAUUGAACACGAGAGAAUACACUCCGGCGAAAGGCCGUUCACAUGCGAGAAAUGUGGACUCACUUUCCGUAGACGGGGAAUUUGGAAGAACCACUUAAUAUACCACACAGAGAAGAAGAUACAGUGCACUUUGUGCCCGAAGAAAUUUUAUCGCAGGUGCCAAAUGUUGGUGCAUUAUAAUAAUGUACACGAUAGAAUGUAUAUGUAUGUCUGUGCGAAGUGUGGGGCUAUGUACGCUAAACCGGUAACGGUGAGACGGCAUAUGAUGGAUAAACAUGGUAUACCAAGGGAAAUGCAAGGGAAGAUAUUGAGGGUUAAGAAGACGGGUUUCCAGUGAGAUAUUUUGUAUGGUUUUCAUGUUUUAAUGUAUUUAAAAUGUGUGUAAUAAACAAACAUUGAUGUAAAUAUUUUUAUUGUGUUUCCUUCUAGUUUGUUUUGUGUGAAUAUAACAAAGUUUAUUUAUUGAAACCCAUAAAUGUCACAUACUGAGUUGGCUGAGGCCCGUGCAUUGGUUUUAAAUUGAGA